This is a messenger RNA of Trematomus bernacchii (emerald rockcod), 1359 nucleotides long. RefSeq lists its product as uncharacterized. The transcript has 3 exons. NCBI's taxonomy places the organism in Eukaryota, Metazoa, Chordata, Actinopteri, Perciformes, Nototheniidae. The record is from RefSeq and is a predicted model, not a curated record. The coding region runs from base 1 to 1359 and encodes 452 amino acids.
AUGGGUAUAUGCCUAUAUAUGGUGUGUUUGUUUCUGUCCUGGGGCGUCCCUGUGCUGUCAGAAGGUUCCUCUCUGCAGCUGGAGGUGUGUUUGUUUCUGUCCCGGGGCGUCCCUGUGCUGUCAGAAGGUUCCUCUCUGCAGCUGGAGGUGUGUUUGUUUCUGUCCCGGGGCGUCCCUGUGCUGUCAGAAGGUUCCUCUCUGCAGCUGGAGGUGUGUUUGUUUCUGUCCCGGGGCGUCCCUGUGCUGUCAGAAGGUUCCUCUCUGCAGCUGGAGGUGUGUUUGUUUCUGUCCCGGGGCGUCCCUGUGCUGUCAGAAGGUUCCUCUCUGCAGCUGAAGGUGUGUUUGUUUCUGUCCCGGGGCGUCCCUGUGCUGUCAGAAGGUUCCUCUCUGCAGCUGGAGGUGUGUUUGUUUCUGUCCCGGGGCGUCCCUGUGCUGUCAGAAGGUUCCUCUCUGCAGCUGGAGGUGUGUUUGUUUCUGUCCCGGGGCGUCCCUGUGCUGUCAGAAGGUUCCUCUCUGCAGCUGGAGGUGUGUUUGUUUCUGUCCCGGGGCGUCCCUGUGCUGUCAGAAGGUUCCUCUCUGCAGCUGGAGGUGUGUUUGUUUCUGUCCCGGGGCGUCCCUGUGCUGUCAGAAGGUUCCUCUCUGCAGCUGGAGGUGUGUUUGUUUCUGUCCCGGGGCGUCCCUGUGCUGUCAGAAGGUUCCUCUCUGCAGCUGGAGGUGUGUUUGUUUCUGUCCCGGGACGUCCCUGUGCUGUCAGAAGGUUCCUCUCUGCGGCAGGAGGUGUGUUUGUUUCUGUCCCGGGGCGUCCCUGUGCUGUCAGAAGGUUCCUCUCUGCAGCUGGAGGUGUGUUUGUUUCUGUCCCGGGGCGUCCCUGUGCUGUCAGAAGGUUCCUCUCUGCAGCUGGAGGUGUGUUUGUUUCUGUCCCGGGGCGUCCCUGUGCUGUCAGAAGGUUCCUCUCUGCAGCUGGAGGUGUGUUUGUUUCUGUCCCGGGGCGUCCCUGUGCUGUCAGAAGGUUCCUCUCUGCAGCUGGAGGUGUGUUUGUUUCUGUCCCGGGACGUCCCUGUGCUGUCAGAAGGUUCCUCUCUGCGGCAGGAGGUGUGUUUGUUUCUGUCCCGGGGCGUCCCUGUGCUGUCAGAAGGUUCCUCUCUGCAGCUGGAGGUGUGUUUGUUUCUGUCCCGGGGCGUCCCUGUGCUGUCAGAAGGUUCCUCUCUGCAGCUGGAGGUGUGUUUGUUUCUGUCCCGGGGCGUCCCUGUGCUGUCAGAAGGUUCCUCUCUGCAGCUGGAGGUGUGUUUGUUUCUGUCCCGGGGCGUCCCUGUCCCUCUGAGCGGUGGUCGUCCGGAGAGGACUCGCCCCACGGGUUGA